Molecule: messenger RNA, 10632 nt
Organism: Mercenaria mercenaria
Lineage: Eukaryota; Metazoa; Mollusca; Bivalvia; Venerida; Veneridae
Product: stromal membrane-associated protein 1-like
Exons: 13
Coding region: 63-1544 (493 amino acids)
Molecular function (GO): GTPase activator activity; metal ion binding
Source: RefSeq, a predicted model, not a curated record
CGGUUACCUGUCAUCACAGGAAGAGAGGAGUGACAAAACUAAACAAAACAGUCAAUAAAGAAAUGACUACUAGAUCCGAAAAAGAAAGGCAAAAAGCCCAGCAAGAAAAAUUCCAGGCCAUUUUGUCGAAUCUCUUGAAAGAUGACGACAACAAAUAUUGUGUAGACUGUGAUGCUAAAGGACCAAGAUGGGCAUCGUGGAAUUUAGGGAUUUUUUUAUGCAUAAGAUGUGCAGGUAUCCAUCGGAAUCUUGGUGUUCACAUCUCAAAAGUUAAAUCUGUGAAUUUAGACACAUGGUCUCCAGAGCAAAUAGCGAUGAUGAUGGAAGUGGGCAACAGUCGUGCUCGUGCUGCAUAUGAAGCCAACCUCCCAGACAAUUACAGACGACCACAGGCUAAUGGUGCACUUGAGAGUUUUAUACGAGCAAAAUAUGAACAGAAAAAAUACAUGGCAAAGGAAUGGGUCCAACCAAAACCUACCAUACCAAAAGAAUUGCUAGAGGAUGACAAGGACAAGAGAAAGGCUAAACCAAAACCAACAGGACAAAUAUCAUUGAGUUCUGUACCUAGAGUAAGUUCAGAACCACAGAUGACAUCACAUUCUAGUAAACCAUCAAAUCCUAAACCAGUUCAGACUGUAAAAGCAAGUUCACCACAGCAACCGACUCCAGCACCGCCACCAAAGAGUUCAACUACAGGAGAUUUAAUAGGCUUGGUGUUUGACCAGCCUACCAAUGUUGCAACAUCAGCAACAACAUCAGAUGCUCCAACAGCUGUACAAAAUACUUCUAGCAGUCUGCUUGACGAUUUCAUGGGUAGUUCUGCCCCUUCUUCAUCUAGUCAGCCAGUACCUCAGCCAAACACAGGCCAGGUCGCUAAUGGUAGUUUGGAAGCAAAUUUAUUUGGUGAAACAACCAGUACAGAGAAAACAACAAAUGUUUCAACAAAAGAUUCAAUCAUGGCAUUAUUUGGUGGUGGCCAACAAACUCAACAACAAUUUGGUGUUCCAGCCAGUACGUGUAGCUAUACGUCACCUUAUGAGGAAGUGGGUGGGGUAAUGUCCUCUACUUACAACACUAACCCUUUUCAAACAUCACUGAUGUUUGCAUAUGCUGAUCCAGGAGGUGUAUACAUGUCACAACAACAACAACCACCACAACAACAACCACAGAUGGGUGUUGGAAUGUAUAACAUGCAACAGCCACAACAACAACAACAAAUGCCCCAGAUGAAUGUACAACAGGGCAUGUACGGUAAUCAGAUGGGCAUGAUGGGUAUUAAUCAAGCACAGAUGGGUAUGGGGUCGAUGGGUACGAUGCCCCAGGGACAGAUGGGAAUGCAGCAGGGGAUGAUGGGAAUGCCAGGUGCUCAGAUGGGAAUGUAUGGACAGCAACAACAACAACAGCCUCAGAUGCAGCCGAUGCAGUUUCAACAGAUGCAUCAGCAGAUGACCAACAUGAAUUUAGGCCAACCACAACAGAUGGGGAUGGGCUGGAGUGGGUCUCAGUCAUCAGGACACACCUUGUCAACAAACCUGUGGCAAUGAUAGACAACAGGGACUUAGGGACAACAUUCCAACCCCCUCAGAAUCAUACAUGGAUAGCUUUUUUUUUCAGAGCUGUUAAGAAGUGGUUCCUUCCAAACCCUUUUGGUUGCAUGUUCCAGAUUAUUUAGAGCUCAUCAUACAAGCAGUUCUGGUUAAAAAAAAUAUGGUUUAUAUUGUGGAACAGACAUUUUCUUUUAGGCUGAAUCUGGUUUAUUUUAAAGAAAUUUUAAGUUAGUUCCUUUACUGUUCUGCGUUAUCUCAAAUGUAAAUUUUAUAUGUUUUACAGAUACAGACAUUCAGCCUGAAGGCUUUACACAAUAAUUGAUUUUUUCUGUAUUACUUAUAAUUUGGUUAGCUUAACUAUGUAUCAUUCGCUAAAUUUUAAGGGGUAUGGUACAUAUAGGGCUUUUUUUGACAAAGAAUUGUCUUAGUCAGUAGGAUAGAAAAUAAAUCUUUAAGUAUGUGCUGUCAUAUACUCUCAUUUGGGAAGUUGGAAGUCUUAUAGUUUUAUGCUCCCCAAAGGGUGAGCAUGAAGUUACUUUAACUAUGAAGAGAUUAGGAAUGUAUGUAAAGAGCAGUUUUAACUGAUGUGAUAUAAAACAAAAAUACCUAUAGACUUUCUAUUUAGUAAUUUAAGAACUAAUAACAGAUGUUGUCAAAUUUAUUGUAUUUCUAUAUUCACGGGUAACAUGAGUCCAUUUUAUCAUUAAACACUGAAAAAAUUUAUGCACAUUUUUCGAAAGUCUUACCAAUUUGAGUAAAUAAUGACGAAUGGAAAAUGCCUGUUCUUUUCCGAGUCGGAUACAUCAAUGUUAUUUGCCAGUUUCUAUUUAAAAUCACAUUUGUCAGUAUACGUAAUUUAAAGAAGAAAAUUGCGCACAAGAAAUUUCAAGAUAUAAAUAUCAUAAAAUAGGGAAUGUGCAAUGUGUAAAUUUAUUGACAUUGAACAAUUAGAUACUUAAAGUUGAAUCCUUCUGAAUGAUUUUGUAAUAUAGGUUAGUACAGAAUUAUAUGUUGUAGGAAUAGUUGAACUGGGCUCAGAUUUACCAACCUUUUAUAUUAGAAAUUUAGGCAAGGAAAUUGCUUAAUUACACAUUUUUGCUAAUGGGAAUAAUGGCAGUAAAUACUACCCGACUGUCUAUACAUGUAGAAAAAAAAACUUGCUGAUGCAGCUUUUGUUUUCUGUCAUUAAUCCCAGCAGUAUUUUCUUAUUGUUGAUGUAAUUUUUCAGCUUAAACAUUGCAGAUUUGUAAAAACUGUGCCAAGUUAAAGCAAAAUUCUUAAUGCUUUGGAAAAUUUAGAGGAGUUUGUAUUUUUGAGACUGUGGUUUGAAUAACUUAAAGAUUAUUAAUGGGCAACAGCCAUGAAGUUUGCAUGGCAAAAAGAUUUGUAAAUGAUAUGUUAUAAGUAGUGUAAACAGCAUGUCAGUAAUAAAAAUUGCAAUGAGUUUUUUAAAAAUUUUAAUACAUUGUCUUCAUUUUAAAAUGAAAAUGUGAUGAAUGCAGAAUUUGAAAAUCACGAAUUGCUUGAAGGUGUAUUUUGUAGAGAUGUGAUUAAUUUGUUAGAUUAUUGAGCUUUUUAGGAAAAAGAAGUUGUUUCUUAACUAAAAUUGCCCAAAAUAUGUUUGUUUUUGUAACUCAUUUUAUGCUUAAAUAUGUAUCCCUUUUUGCAAGUGUGGCUUUUUUGUCCACAGGAUCUUUGAAAUAUCAUCUGUUGAUGAAUAGUCUCUUCUUAAGACCAGUUUUCCUGACAAAAGGUUCAUAAAACACAAAUUAGAUAGUUACUGUUAUAUAAUAGUAUGUACAUUGAUUAUCUAUGAUUUUCACUUGACAUUUUAAAAAGUAUGAGUUAGUGAUCCACAUGUUGAAUUUUCUGGCAAUUAAGCUAACAAGGGAGAGUUGUCUGGCUUCUAGGUGGCUACAAGUAUGACCCUUUUGUAUCAUACCUGGUUUCUUUGACGGUGAAUUUGUGUCUUAAUUUAGGGUUAGCUAUUAGUAUAAGUGGAUAGUCUGACAUCUGUCUUCCAAAAUGUACAUAAACAUCUCCUGAAACUACUGGUUUGAAUUACCCCAGACUUGAUCUGUAGCACCUGUAUAUGGACCUUUCUCUGUUUUGUUUAAAUGGUCACCUUGGCAACAUUAAAUGUCUGCUAGAGCUAAAACUAGAAAAAGUCUUUAUACAACUUCUUUACAUGAACCCCUUGAGGGAUCUUCACCGAACUUGGGUCUGUGGCUCUUUGUAGAGCCUUCUGUAAUUAUUGUUCAAAUGAUUACCCUUAAACAGCUUCUCAUAAAUCGCUUGAUGGAUCUUCACCAAACUUGGUCUGUAGCAUCCUUGUAAGGAAUUCUUUCAUGAUUGUUUAAAUGGUUUGUUCCAAGUGACCCAUUUUAGUGGCUCAUAUUAAUCAUUCUAACACGAUCCGCAGCAGUUGCUAUGUAAACAUAUAGCGAAAUCGCCUAUACAUGAAUCUACGAUAAAAUAUAGCUCUUCCAUUCCGCCCUACGAUUGUAACAUGACUGUGAGAUUUACUCUGCUUUGACCCGUUAUAUACAGUAUAAUAACAACUAAAUAUUCAACUUUUUCAGUGCUAGUAGUAAUAAAAAGUACAUCAAAUUUUCUGAAACAAACUAUUUCUAACUGAUGAAUUUAUUUGUUUAUAUUUUUACCGUAAGAAAAUGUUUCAGCCCGGUAAGUUUCAAUUUCAACACCAGUGCAUCUAUGUCUGGUCGUGUGUGUAGUUUACAAUGUCUGCGUUGAAGGCACCACAAAUGUCAACUAGAUUCUACUUUGACAGUAAAUAAAUCAUAAUUCAUGUUCCAAUCUUCCAGACUCAAGUGUUUACGUGUUUAUAUGCCGCCGCAAUGUUCUGGCAUGUAUGUUUCAGUGCCAUCAUGUAGGUGACGUGUACUAUUUUUAGAAACUGCAUAUAUAAACUAUAUAUAUAUAUGAAUUAAGUAUUUACCUCUGAUUUCUAUACCCGACCUUAGAUGUUAUUGAAAAUAACAUUUUCACGGCAAUACCUACUUAACACUUUAAGUAAAAUUUACUGAAUAUCGGAAAAUUCCGUUUGAUGCAACGCUUUCUACUCGUGGGGAGGUUUUUAUAAUAGCAUAUGGCCAGCCGAAUGACAUAUCGCGCUAAAAUGUAGUGCUGUAAAAUGCGAAGAAUUUGCAUGGUUAGCGUCGAAAUAAUAAAUAUGUUCCAAUAAUUUUAUCAGUUAAUAAAAUAUAGGCACAUAUUUAUUAUUUCUUAAAUAAAAAAAUAAUCAAAUAUGAAAGUUAGUUUUUACUCUAGUAAACAUGACUAUCAUAACAAAAUGUGUUUAUACUCAUUUGCUUCAGAUAAAGGAAUGAUUGGUCCUCCAACCCUUAUCGAAUUGCUCAACCUCAAUUUCUCAUAUCCCGAAUAUGUACCACAUAUCACAAAGUCUUAUGGGAAGCAAAAAAUAUUUCAAAAGUUACAACAAAGAAGUUUUAUUUGUAGCAAUACUUUGUGUUUCAUUCCUCAAAUAAUUUCCAUGAAUGUUUAAACCGUAUUUACCAAACUUGUCAAAAACACCAUCCUUACAUCUGUGGCACCUCAGUUUCAAAAACAGUAAGGUUUCUCCCUUCAAAACACUUGCCCUUUACUUCUGGAUUCAACCUGUUUGACAUUGUCAGAUGUGGAAGCCAUCCAUCUUUCUUACUGAAGUUGAUGAUUUGACCUAUAUCAUCUGACUUACAAUAUUCCUCAGGUGAGCGAAGUAGGGCCAUCAUGGCCCUCUUUACAAUGCAUGUACUUGGGCAGUUAUGAGUUUCUUGUGAAGAAAUUUUAUAAAAAGUGGGUUGAUAAGGUGACAGACAUCCAGUUCUGUACCAAAUGCUGUAAAAAACAGGAAGUACAAAACCUUCUCAGUGUUAAUGUAACAAUCUGAAAAAAAUUAAUGUUAGAUUCAGUAUCAAGACAAAGGCAGAUGAAGUAUAGAGGCAUGUACACAUUGAAAAAUCUAUUGUUGCACAGUCUGAUGGGUUAAAAAAUGUCUGACAAAUCUGUCAUGUUUUCUCCCUUCAAGCAAAAAUACUCCUUAUUUUACAACCAGGUACUAAUAUCUCGGAGCUAUUCUGGAUUCCGGUCCAUACGUUGAUAUGUCCAUCUGUAGAACACACAUCUCAAAACUGACUCAGUGACCUUGAUUUUGACCUACUGAUCUACUUUCUUCUUUUUAAGGUACGGCAAUGAAUUUGGAGAUUUUAUACAGUUUUGAACAACAUUUUUUGUGCAUCUUUAUACAUUUUCUCCCUGUACAAUAUACCAAUGCAAUGUGUCAUAUUUUCAAUACCGCUGUUCCUCUGACAAUAAGUAUUCAUCACUAUUAGUGAUAGGUCUUGUUUUAUUCUAAUAAAUAUGUUUUAUGUUUGCUUUAUAAAUGUGUGUAUUAUAAAGUCUGUGCAGAUUUCAGUAUUUUAAAGUUGAAACACCUCAGAAACUUAGUGAAAUAUGAAUCCUGCUGUGAUUCAGUCAAUAUAUACAAUCUUAUUGUUUUAUUUUUGGGAACUUAGUGUAGAAAGCUAUACAUUGUUUUAGAUAAUCAGUCUGUAUUGGUAUAUUUUAAUGUUGUUAGUUGUUAAACAAAGAUCAGUAUGAAUAAAUGAUGUUGUUAUAUGCAGAUGAAUGGUACUUUGAACUUGAUACACAUACUUGUGGUGAUUAGAUUUUUGAAGUGAUGUGUAAAAUGUUCCAAUAUAAAUAGAGACUGCUGCUUUUUAGCUCACAUGUCAUAGUGAUAAAGUGAGCUUUUGUGAUCUCGCAGCAUCCGUCCGUCCGUAAACUUUUGCUUGUGACCACUCUAGAGGCCAUAUAUUUUACAAGAUCUUCAUGAAAAUUGGUCAGAACAUUCACCUUGAUGAUAUCUAGGUCAAGUUCGAAACUGGGUCACGUGCCCUCAAAAAGUAGGUCAGUAGGUCAAAUAAUAGAAAAACCUUGUGACCUCUCUAGAGGCCAUAUUUUGCAAUGGAUCUGUAUGAAAGUUGGUCUGAAUGUUCAUCUUGAUGAUAUCUAGUUCAGAUUUGAAACUGGGUCACGUGCGGUCAAAAACUAGGCCAGUAGAUCUAAAAAUAGAAAAACCUUGUGACCUCUCUAGAGGCCAUAUAUUUCAUGAGAUCUUCAUGAAAAUUGGUCAGAAUGUUCACCUUGAUGAUAUCUAGGUCAAGUUCGAAAGUGGGUCAAGUGCCUUCAAAAACUAGGUCAGUAGGUCUAAAAAUAGAAAAACCUUGUGACCUCUCUAGAGGCCAUAUUUUUCAUGGGAUCUGUAUGAAAAUUGGUCCGAAUGUUCAUUUUGAUGAUAUCUAGGUCAAGUUCGGAAGUGGGUCAUGUGCCUUCAAAAAUUAGGUCAGUAGGUCAAAUAAUAGAAAAACCUUGUGACCUCUCUAAAGGCCAUAUUUUUCAUGGGAUCUGUAUGAAAGUUGGUCUGAAUGUUCAUCUUGAUGAUAUCUAGGUCAAGUUCGAAAGUGGGUCACGUGCCCUCAAAAAGUAGGUCAGUAGGACAAAUAAUGAAAAAAAGUUGUGACCUCUCUAGAGGCCAUAUUUUGCAAUGGAUCUUCAUGAAAAUUGAUCUGAAUGUUCACCUUGAUGAUAUCUAGGUCAGUUUCGAAACUGGGUCACAUGCGGUCAAAAACUAGGCCAGUAGGUAUAAAAAUAGAAAAACCUUGUGACCUCUCUAGAGGCCAUAUUUUUCACGAGAUCUUCAUGAAAAUUAUUGAGAAUAUUCACCUUGAUGAUAUCUAGGUAAAGUUCAAAACAGGGUCACGUACCUUCGAAAACUAGGUCAAUAGGUCAAAUAAUAGAAAAACCUUGUGACCUCUAGAGACCAUAUUUUUCAAUGGAUCUUCAUGAAAAUUGGUCAGAACUUUUAUCUUGAUAAUAUCUAGGUCAAGUUCAAAACUGGGUCACAUGAGCUCAAAAACUAGGUCACUAUGUCAAAUAAUAGAAAAAACGACGUCAUACUCAAAACUGGGUCAUGUGGGAAGAGGUGAGCGAUUCAGGACCAUCAUGGUCCUCUUGUUUUGAAGAUUUUAUCAGAAACAUUUUAUGUCAUGUUUACUAUAGGUUAGUUUCAAUUCAUUAUAAAAAAUAUAUAUAUGCCCCAUAACUGUCAAAGGAGUUGAAGAAUCUAUAUCUGCAUUUCGAAAAGAUUUUGUUAAAUACAUGGAUGGUUUUGUUGGAUGAUUACAAGUUUCAUGUCAGUCCUGCCCACUUCUCACAUCAGGACUGCCCACUUCUCACAUUAGGACUGCCCACUUCUCACAUCAGGACUGCCCACUUGUCACAACAGGACUGCCAACAUUUCAAAACAGGUCCUAUGUUGUUCUGGGAUGACAAACUCAUGUACAAAAAGAAUUGGAAAGACUACCUUACCCUUGCAUGAUGUAAGAGGUGACUUAUAGUCUGAAUCCUUGGAUUUGCUGUAUUGAUUCCAGCAGGUAUAAAAAUUUUGAUUACAUACCUCAUAUGUUUAAUUCGAUGUAAAUGUGAUGUAAAACCAAAGUUUUUAGCCCUGUUUAGUGUCAUAUAACCUGUACCUUGGGGUGUGUCUUACCACAUCACAACUGCCCAAGUUUCAAAUUGGGACUCCUAUAUUUCACAUCGGGACUGCGCAUGUUACAAGCCUGGACUGCCCACUUUUAUGAGGUGUGGUAUUUAUUUUCAAGAAAAACUGAUAGCAGGUAAUGUGAGAUCAAAAUUCAUAAACUUUAAAGUCCUUCUAUUGAUGCAAGGUUUAAUCUUUGCAGGAGUUCAUCUCUUAGUUGUGAGUAGAGUGGGAUAUUAUCUGUUUCUUGUUAUUGCCAGUUAACACUGUGUUGGUAAAGAGUAAUUAAUUAUCGCCAAGUGUACUGGGUAGGAGACUGUACAUUCAAAUCUAAUUUAGCAUAACACAUUUUUUGCUAUAUGUAGCAACUUGUGAGAUUAUAACAAAUUCUAUGUACACAAAUAUAGCAAUGUUAAUUAGUUUAAGAAAAUAAUAAUAGAUAACUGAUUUUGUACAUUUUUGUUAUCACUGUAUAAAACUGUUUUCUCUACCCUUACUCCUCACAUUAACUGCUUCCAUUGAUAUUAUGUAAAGGGACAGGCUCCUAGGUUUAUUUCUAAUUUGCAGUUUAGAUAAGGUUAAACCUGAUUUAAGCAGCCAGCUGAGGAAGCAAUUUAAUCUGUCUAUAUAAGACAGGUGUCAGCUUAAGACAAGUUGAAAUUAAAACAAAAAUUCAGUUUGGGAAGUCUGCUGACUAGCUGUUGAAAGCAAGUAUCUGAUAUAAAAUAUGAGGGAUUUUAAAACAUGUAUUUUAUAAAAUACUGGUAGAGUAUUAACUUAGAUAAUAAUAUGUUAUUUUUGAUUUAUCGUAGAUUCUGCUGGCAGUUAUAAAAAUUGUAAUUAUAUGAUAUACAUCUAGGGUUAUGCCCCUUUAAAUCAGCAGUCCAUUCCCUAAGAUGUAUGCCAAAAUAACCUAAAGGAAAUGCAGAUUAUUAAAAGAAUUUCAAACAAACUAAUUUUUUUUAUUUGAAAAAAAAAAAAAUAACAGAAAUAUAAAAAAUGAAAAAUCUUGAAUGGAUAUUAUCAAAGAUGCUGUUUUAAACGUAAAUAUUGAAGCAAAGCCGUAAUCUUACUUGUUAUGUCAAGGUAGAACUCUGUUACUGACAAAGCUUUUCUAUUCAUUUAAAAACAAACACAAGUGCUUUUAGAAUACUGACUAUAUUAUACUAAGUCAAAUCAUUUAACAUUUUAUGUAAACCUUCUACCAUAUCAACGUGCCUAAAUUAAUAAUAAUCUGAAGGCAUGUCCCUUGUAAGAUAAUUUGAAUCAUAUUGUUUUGUCAUUAAAAGUUGUUUUCUUUAAGGUAGUGAACUCAUAAUUAUACUCGGCAAUUCCUGUGUCUCAGAAUUCUAUCUUGGUGUUCUGUAGCUGUUAGUGUACCUCAAACAAACACCUUUCUGCACCAGCCAGGAAAUUAGGAAACCACAUACUGAGAAUAUGCGAUCUAAUGGUACCUGUGGAUUACAAUUACGGCUCCACUACCUACAGCUUGGUGUUUGAUAUUACAUGUUUAAUUGAAGGUAAAUCAUUUCAUGAUAAUGUGCUGGUCUUGAAAUCCUUUGUGUGUAUUGAAACAGUAUGUGUGUGUCAUAUAUUUACUUAACUUACUCCUCUUGGUAUUGCGUAUUUACAUUUAAAAUUAUCCCCACUGUUUCUAAUACAGAAGCUUAUUUUAGCAGGUCUGAUUGUGGAAUAAAAUCUGUGUGGUAUUGUUGUCAGUUGGUGGUUAACAUUCUUAAUUAGCUCCACUUUUUCUCAGAAAAUGUAAAAGCUGUAGCUUUGAAACUUUGCACCCUUAUUUGAGUAAGUAGAUGAAGAACCAUAACUGUCAUGUCCAUUUUGUCACAAUUGUGACCCUUUUUGUACUUGGGUAGUAAAAGCCAUUUUCAGUUUUGCUAGCCUAUGAAGAAGUUCGUAGUCUAUGCUUUGCCUUACCAAAUUUCUUUCUAUUUUACACCCAGCUACUAAGUGUUAAUUUACUUUGAAUGAAUUUCUGAUAUCCUGAAAGAAAAAUAAACUGUAAGACUAGAUUUCAGGAGUACAGUUUUGCAAUCGUUUUCUGGUAUUGUAGAUGCAUCGUUUUGUCAAUAAUUGUUUUCAAUUAGUAAAUUUUUUUGUCAGUGAUAUUUUUGACAAAUGCAUGCUUUUGUCAGUGAUGAUGCUGACUAAUGCAUAAUUUAUGCCUGUUGAUAUGCUUAUUAUAAUGAAUGUUUGUGUGAAAUAAGACAAAUGUAUCUGUUAUCAUUAAAGCUUAUGAUUAAGAGAUGGAUGCCUUUUGUGAGCAAAUUUUUCAUUUUCAAAUCUCUCCUGUUAAAUUGUAUUAAGAAUUAAAUUGCUGCUUGAACAUGUUGAUACAUGUACAUUUGUUGUUAAAUUUGUGUCACUGAGGAUUUUAAUAAUGUGGUUUUCAGUUUUAUAUAAGUAUUUCACAGUUGUAUAUGUAUGUAUUCAUAAUUUGUUGACUCAUUAUUUAGUGAAUUGUAAAUAUUAUCAUUGUGAAUAUUAAAAGAUGAUAACAUGUCA